Messenger RNA from Paraglomus brasilianum, 468 nucleotides. The record is from the annotation of a GenBank genome assembly. Lineage: Eukaryota; Fungi; Glomeromycota; Glomeromycetes; Paraglomerales; Paraglomeraceae.
CAAGAAGGAGCCGGCGAGCAAGUGGAUAACUCCACUCAACCAGAUAAACUCCAAACUUUAGAUCAACAUGCCCUAUUAAAUAACAGCGUUCAACAAAAUGCAUACAAACAGCUCCAAAGUUUAGACGAAUAUGCUCUAUUAAGUGAUUCUGCUCAACAGCAUGAAUAUGAAGAACUUCAAGCGCCUGACAGAUGUGCUCUAUUAGAUAAAUUGAACCAAUAUGAACAACAUCCGGCUUCGAAUGAACACUCUCUAUUGAAUGAAUCCGUUCGUGGGCCGGUUGAAUACGGUCGUUCGCUGGAAUAUGGCCAUGACAUAUCGGAUGAAUCUUUUCAACUCAACGGAUACGAUCAAUUGAUUGGAUACAGUCAAAGAGGCGAACUAUUUGCGUCAACAGCCUAUUUUGAAAUCGGCGGGGAUUUGCCGUUUUACCCGAUCAACGGCAACUUCGUCUACUCUUUUAUUUGA